GGAGUUUGUAGGGGUCCAGACACUGAAGCGGCAGGAUUUUUGUUGUAGUUAAAGUUCAGGUGAUGCUCAGAGUUUAAAAGUCUGGUCUCCAUCACCUGUUGUACAUAAUGAAGGAUUUGUCGUGGGGUUUGUGUGAAAUGUUUGGGAUGUUUUUCAUGGCUACUGCUUUUCUCACACCACAUGUGUGGGCCCAAGGCAGCACGCAGGAUUUUGUGGUGGAGGCGAGAAACAUCACAGUUUCUGCGGGGUCAAGACUCGUUCUGCCAUGCCAUAACCAUCAAAUUGUGUGGAGGCAGGACCAUCUUCGGGACCGGCAACGUGUGGUGCACUGGGACCUGAACCGCAAUCGCCCCGAAUACACAGUUGAGCGUGUUCUCGACAUGUUCUCAGGAGGGACAGAGCGCGUCUAUAACGCCUACAACAAGGGCCGGGUCACUGUGUCCAAAGAAGCCUUUAUUGACGGCAACUUCUCGCUUAUCAUCCACAAUGUUGAUAUGAACGAUAAAGGCAUCUAUACUUGCAACUUGCAUCACCAUUACUGCAAGAUCGACCAAUCCAUUCAAAUCAAGUUAAAUGUCACCAAGUCACCGCGUAAGGAGAGGCGUGUAUGGGAUAGGGAGAAGCCCGUCUUUGUGGUGUUGGAGGGCAGCAGCGUGGUCUUGCCCUGUAUAAACCGACGGCCUCUUUGGAGGGGAGGGCUCCAAGAGGACCAGCAGCAGGUUGUGCACUGGGACUUUCAGCGUCCAGGAGUGAGGCGUGACCAGGCAGACCGGCUUCUCGAUCUGUACGCCUCUGGAGAGAAACGGGAGUACGGGCCACUGUACCUCAGCAAGAUGCACAUCUCAGAUAACGCCUUCCUCAUAGGUGAUUUCUCCCUCACAAUUAAUGACAUCCAGCCCUCUGAUAAAGGCCUAUACUCCUGCCACCUGCACCACCACUACUGCGGGCUGAACGAGAGGCGCAUCUUCCGGGUGAUUGUGGGGCCUCCUGUGUCUCCUGCAGCUGUGCCUACUGAUGCUCUGACUACUCAACCUGCUAACUCUAAAACCACACAAACCCCAGAAGACACACAUAAGAACCCUGAUAUAAACAAGGUAGAAGCCUCACAUGUGUUUAACGUCAUCCUGCCUGAGAGCCAGACUCACCUCUUACACCAGGCUGGUUAUAUCCUGGCUUUCUUCCUGAUGCUACUGCUGAUGCUCAUAGGAAUCAUCAUGACCACAAGACACUGCAAAAAGAAAGGACUGGAGUAUGAUAUUAGGAGGGCUGACCGGAAUCACAGGAUGGAAAUUGAAAUGCAAGCUACUGAACUGAGACCCUACAAUCAGGAAGUCCGACUUGACUACAAGAACAACAUAAUGAAAGAAAGGGUGGAGAUGAACAACUACUGUGCCCCAAAAGAGAUCGAUCUCAACAGAGAAAUGGAGAAAUAUUCAUGUAAGUAACUGCUGGCAGGCUGCUGGCUGGUCCAGAGCAUGCUCUACAGGAUUCAGAAAAACUGCAAGAGUACACAAUGAAGCUUUACUGUACAAUUCACAGGAGACUCUCCAAGUCCAAACACCCACAUGCUUGUAUUAUGUCUGUUUCGAAUGUAACGAGUUACGGUGAUUUGUGCAAAAACGUUUUUUUCCUUGAAGUAAACAUACUUUGCCAUUUAAAGGUCAGUAGUCAAUGUUUUAUUAUGGUGUAAAUGUAGUGUGCUGUAAUUCUAAUCUGUUAUAACAAGUGUAAACAAAUGCAAUUGAUAGCAAUAAGGGACAUCGAUUCUGAUAGCAGUUUCACUAAACAGCUUCGCCCUUCUAACCUGAACUAGAAUAAAUGCAUUGAAUGCUUUUACUGAAACCAAAUGAAAUCUGUCUGAGCGAGUCUGAUUUAAAAAAAAAAAAAACACUCAGGAAGUUAACUUUUUGUGGUUAGAGGGCUGCAAACCACAAGAUGUGGUAUGUACUUGUGUAAGUGGUAUGACCUUCUUAUGUCUCCUUCAUAUAUGUACCGAAAUAUUCUGUGUAUUUUAGUGCCAUUUCCAUGCCUAUUGGUAACCAUUUCUUUAUCUACUUUUAUCGUUUAUGCGCACAGCACUAUGCAAUCAUGUUAUCCUGCCACAUGAUAGACGCACCGAGAGAAUGGUAGUAGUACUAGUUUAUAAUUAGGUCUAAAAGUGUGCAUUACACAGACUUGAGAAAGCUAUGUAUAUUUAGUGUGCAUUUCUUACAUUUAUUUUUCCUUAGUAUGACACAGGAUUGCAAAUACCUUCUCAUACGACGCUGAUCUUUAUGACUCAGUUUUGGGCUUGUGAGAAACAACACACUGACUCAGAAGAUCUUAGGCGACCUUACAGCUUUAUUAUGCAGUGCUUUUAUGAAACAGCAUUGGAACUGAAAUGGCUGCAAAGAGGCUGAGCACUUUCUACUGGUAUGAAGAGCUUUGUACAAAACAUUUCGAAUUUAAUAAAUAUUUGCUGUGAACAUUG
Tachysurus fulvidraco (yellow catfish) is the source of this 2470-nucleotide messenger RNA. RefSeq names its product matrix-remodelling associated 8b (gene mxra8b). Gene Ontology annotation, cellular component: membrane; cell surface. The coding region runs from base 108 to 1445 and encodes 445 amino acids. The record is from RefSeq and is a predicted model, not a curated record. Gene Ontology annotation, biological process: establishment of glial blood-brain barrier; cell adhesion. The transcript has 10 exons. Lineage: Eukaryota; Metazoa; Chordata; Actinopteri; Siluriformes; Bagridae.